AUGACUUCCUCUCGGCCGUUUGCGUUGAUUCUGUUCUUUACUAUGGUAAGUCUAGUAAAGUAUGUUAACAUAACACACUAGCUGAUUGUUAUCGUAUCUGGUGCAGACGAAAACAGCACGUUCAAAGAAAGAGAGAACUAUCGUAUGUUCAUUUUAUUGUGCGGGAACGGUGCCAUUUUGCUUCUGGUGGGUGUGCUCACGUUGUCAUCGUUCGCUUUCCAAAUUUUGUACCCAAAAUUGAGUAGAUAUGUAAGAAAACAUGGAGGAGACAAAACCACAAUUGACGUGAGUUUACAUAGAAGUUUUUAAAGUUCAUACAUUUGCUCAUCUACCAAAGAUCGUUUUUUACCAGAAUAACCAAACCAACUCAUUUGUUUCAGAACACUAACAUUGACUGCAGACUUCCUGGAUGCAUGGGGCCUCGGAUUCGACCGAUAUAA
Messenger RNA from Bursaphelenchus okinawaensis, 440 nucleotides. Lineage: Eukaryota; Metazoa; Nematoda; Chromadorea; Rhabditida; Aphelenchoididae. The record is from the annotation of a GenBank genome assembly.